This is a messenger RNA of Microplitis demolitor, 1359 nucleotides long. Its product is annotated as actin-like protein 6B. The record is from RefSeq and is a predicted model, not a curated record. Gene Ontology annotation, molecular function: chromatin binding. The transcript is spliced from 6 exons. NCBI's taxonomy places the organism in Eukaryota, Metazoa, Arthropoda, Insecta, Hymenoptera, Braconidae. Gene Ontology annotation, cellular component: NuA4 histone acetyltransferase complex; SWI/SNF complex. Gene Ontology annotation, biological process: nervous system development; regulation of transcription by RNA polymerase II. Bases 1 to 1266 code for a protein of 421 amino acids.
AUGAGCGGUGGUGUCUACGGUGGUGACGAGGUCGGCGCCAUUAUAUUUGAUAUCGGACAUCAAAGUCUUCGCGUCGGUUAUGGCGGUGAAGACAGUCCAAAAGCUGAAAUCCCAACUAGUCUCGGGGUGUGGGAGGACGCCACAGAUAAUGUUGAUCAAACCAACCCCCAAUCUUCAAAGAAACGUUACAACAUCGAUGUUACGGCUAUUCAAGUACGACGAAAAGAAAUGGAGAUAGUAAGUAUGAUGAAGGAUGGCAUGAUAGACGACUGGGAUAUGUUUGAACGUUUGGCAGAGUAUACAUAUAAACAGAGGCUUCACGCGUUAUCAGAACACCAUCCAAUAUUAAUGUCCGAGUGCCCUUGGAACACACGUCCCAAGAGAGAAAAACUAUUAGAAUUAAUGUUUGAAAAAUUUAACGUCCCCGCAAUGUAUAUUUGCAAAAAUGCCGUCCUAGCAGCUUAUGCCAAUGGAAGAUCAACGGCAAUGGUGGUCGAUAGUGGUGCGACACACACCAGUGCAGUACCUGUUCAUGACGGUUAUGUAAUUACUCAAGGAAUUGUAAAAAGUCCAUUGGGGGGUGACUUUAUUACCAUGCAAUGCAGACAAUUUUUUGAGGAAAAAAAUAUCGAAUUAACGCCUGCUUGUUUGAUAUCUAGCAAAGAUGUAGUACGGGAGAGAGAUCCUCCGCGUUGGACUAAAAAACCCGGACCUCAACCAACUUCUUCCUGGCUCAAUUAUAUGGUGCGUGAAGUUCUGCAGGAUUUUCAAAUGAACUGUCUUCAAGUCGCGGAUAAUCCGUAUGAUGAAGACGCAGCCAAUGCACUACCGAUGAAACAUUUUGAAUUUCCUACUGGUUAUAAUGAUGACUAUGGAGCUAUCAGAUUAAUGAUACCGGAAGCACUCUUUGAUCCUAGUAAUGUAAAAGGAGUCGGUACUAGCAUUCUUGGAAUCGGCCCUUUAGUAACUACGAGUGUUGGAAUGUGUGAUAUGGAUAUAAGGCCUAGUUUAUAUGGAAGUGUUGUGGUAACCGGUGGCAAUUCUUGUCUUCAAGGCUUCAGUGAUCGGUUGAAUAGAGACUUAGCUAGCAAAACUCCUCCGAGUAUGAGACUGAAAAUAAUCAGCGCCAAUAGCUCAAGUGAACGUCGUUAUGGUGCUUGGAUCGGUGGGUCAAUAUUGAGUUCAUUGGGAUCUUUUCAACAAAUGUGGCUAUCACGUCAUGAAUACGAAGAAUAUGGUAAAAUAAUUUUGGAUCGAUGUACUUAAAUUAAUAAUUUUUGCUACUACUAUUUUACUCAAUAUAUCAUAAUAUUAAUAUUAGAUAUUAACAAUUUAAUUAAUCAAUGCAAUUUACAAUCA